Molecule: messenger RNA, 5546 nt
Organism: Biomphalaria glabrata
Lineage: Eukaryota; Metazoa; Mollusca; Gastropoda; Planorbidae
Product: AKT-interacting protein-like
Exons: 11
Coding region: 283-1158 (291 amino acids)
Source: RefSeq, a predicted model, not a curated record
UUAUAUGCCUCGGGGCAUUGAAGAUUGCUUUUGUGUUUCCGGAAAAGAAAAUGUAUAAGAAAUGGCAGCAAAGUAGAAACAAUAACAUUUACAUUUGUUCUGAUCUAGUCUAGAUCUAGAUCUAAGUGCAACUUAUCAUUUCUUUAUCUAGAAGAGAGAAUAUGAAGAUUUUCCUUCCAUUAUUUGAGAACGUAAACACAAGUUUGUUUUAUAUGUAUUGUGAACAUCUUGUCAACUUUGCUGCUCACUUGAGAAUAUUGUUUAGUAGUCUCCAAAACAAUAAUGUCCACUGCAUCUGAUCAUGUAGCACAGAGCUCUGACAAUUCUAGUCUGUCGCAGCCUCUUCGACCCAGUAAUGAUGGUCGCCAGCUUCCAAGCAUUCCAAAUUCAACGCCUUACAGUUCAAGAUCUCAGAACGGUAGCAGAGUUGGUCAAGCUCUGACGAACAGAGGUAGCAAUGGUUAUGGUCCUUUUUUUCAAGAAUAUUCUCUGAUGGCCGAAUACCACCUUUUACAGCAACAAAAAAUUCCAGGAGUUUAUGUCAUGCCUUGUGCAAAAACACCUUUAAUUUGGAGUGGUCUUAUCUUUAUCAGACAAGGGCUGUACCAAGGAGGAGCACUGAGAUUUUCUCUAAGCAUUCCAGACAACUAUCCAGAUGGGGAUUGUCCUAAAUUUGUCUUUGAAUUUCCUGUCUUUCAUCCUUUAGUAAAUCCAGAAACUGGUGAGCUGGAUGUGAAGAGGGAAUUUCCUAGGUGGAGGAGAAAUGUUAAUCAUUUAUGGCAAGUGAUAUUUUAUGCCAGAAGAGUGUUUAGUAAAGUGGAAACCAAAUCACCGUCCAACCCAGAGGCAGCACUUCUCUAUCAGCAAGAUAGAGAACUUUUUGAACAAAAAUUGUCAGAAUCCUUAAAGUUAUCCAAAGACAGAUUGUAUCAACCUCCAGUUUUAGAUGACCCUUACGCACUCAGGUUCAGUCCUUGGAAUGAAGCCAUUCAUCCAGAUACCAAGAAACAAAUGAUGCACUUAUCCCAGAAAUGUUUUCAAGGUUUUAGGCACCAAUCCAAUGAAAGUGGGUCAGCCAAUCCAUCUGAUCUGGGGUUGUCCUGGAUGGAUCCAGACCAGCCAAACAUCUUUGUUAAAGAUGAGUCUGAAAAUAAUUAGGCAAACACUUUUUUGUAUGAAGGAAGAUGAGAAGUCCUAUGCUUCAGGAUUAACUGCCUUGACGUGAUCUUCAGUCAUUCAGCCUGUUGCUCUUAACAAGAGGCUAGAGUCGUACACUUUAGGGACUGCCUCAGAACUUGUUUAUGUUUGCCUCCCCUUGUGAUGGUUGUGUUCUAUGUUUCUAACCAUUAUCAGGAAAUGUCAAACCUUAUUUUGUUCAAGUGCCCUCUGAUAUCAUAUGACUUGUGGGAGUUACCUCUUUUUGCAUUUUGUCUGGAACUUUUUGUUCACAGCUACUGUAUUAGCAUUUUUUUGUUCAAAUCUCCUUCAGAUUGAUAGUGUAUAGUUUAUGCUUUUUACUUUAUUCUUUGGUGGAGGUGAGGGGCAGCGAUGGUAGGUAAAAAGGGGAGGAAAAAAAACAAAGAAUUUUUUAUUAAUGGACAAAUGUUUAAACUAUUACUUUUCUUUCUUUUUUAAAUAGUACAUUGAAACAAAUGGUGCCUGCUAAUUCUUUAUGACAGGGAUAAUUAUUCCCCAGUUGUCUUUCUUUGUUCAUAAUUACAGUGUCUUACUCAAUACAAAGAGUCCCAAAAAACUUAGCACUUAAUAACCUGAAAAUCUGAAUAACUCAGCCUCAACACAGCAAAGAAUCAACACGCUAUUAUAAAGGUAUUUAAACUAUAGAUCACAAGGAGCUUUUAUUUCAGGCCACAGAUUAAUGAGAAGUGCAGUAUUUCAAGUGUAACCUUUAUAUUUUGCCACUUCCAACACAGAUAUAACCGUUGUCCACCAGUGGUCAAUUUAGUUUCUCUUUUCGCUAUCUAUGUCUGUCCUUGGCAGUGGAUUUUCUUUUAGUCUCGAAUGUGUCUCCUGUGGCCUUUGUGAAAGCUGUCCAAUUACCCUUUAGUAUUUUGAAGUUCUUUUUUGCAUUUUUUCCUUUUGAACUCUAUUCCAACAACCCAACAACUUCUGGUAAGUUUUCAGAACUCUACUGAAUGAGUUCCGCCUUCCCUCACACACACACACUUGCUACACUCUGGUGUCAGUAGCUCACAUUUAUUUGAAGUUCUAAGACACUGUGUCAGUGUGAUUGUGUUUCAGUUACAUCUUUACAUGGUACUGCCAAGAGAAAACAUGACACUUUUGUUCCAAUGGUUAUGUCCUUCCAAAUUAAAAGUUUGUAAUGCUGGUUCAAUGUUCAUGUUCAUAGACCAUCUUAAAAAAAUCUUUAUAUCCUCUUUCCCGUUGAAGGAUAUUUUAGUAUGGAUUACAGGAUUCCUUCAUUGUUUUAAAUAAUGUGCUGGAUAAUUUUUUAUAAGGUGAGUUGUUGUUUUUUUUUUGUUUUGUUUUGUGCAGUUUAAAAGUGGUACAUAUAUAUUUUUUUAAUUGUGUGUGUAUUGUGAAAUAUUAAGAAUAUUCGUCAACAUAAUGUCCUGUUGUUUUUUACCGUAAUGACUUCAAUAAUUUCAAACUGUUUGACAUUAUAUCUAUACCAUGCGGUUGCUAUAGCUGUGGAUAUUAUAUCUAUUGUGCAUCUAUAUAUAUCAUUGCAUUCUCUCCCUAGCUUAUAAAUACUUGUGUUUGUGUAUGUCAGUGAGUCCUUUGUGACACAAUGUUCCGUGAUAUCUCUCAUUGUUGCCUGUCUUGCCCUCCACUCAGAGACAAGUUAUCUCCCCUAGACACAUGGCUUGGCUCUCAUGCAUUUUCAUUAUAUAUAUGAAUGUUCCUUGGUGGUGUUGAGUUUUAGAAAUAAGUACUUAUGUUGUUCAAAUAUAGAGUACUUUAAUAUAUAGAUAUAUAUAGGCCAUAACAUUUCUAUUAAACUAGGGUCAUAUUUUGGGAAGGCUGUGUGGGAAAGAGUGAGGAGGAUGCUAUAUAUUACUACUAUUAUUUUAUUUAUUACACCAGUGAAUUGUAUUACAUGCAUAGUCUUAUAAUAAUAAAACUUCAGAACAAAGCUUUAUAUUUUCAACAAAAAAUGCUUAUCCAUUUAUUUAAGUGUAGAAACUCAAAUACUUCAUAUGAACUUGUUUAGAUGAGAGAGUAAAGUGAUGACUUUGUUUUGUUCUGUUUAAAUGUAGACUCCUCAAUUUCUAGUCAACUUGGAGGAAGUGUGUUCUUUAGUUGACUGAUCCCACCUCAUGACCUAAUGCCAGGUGUAAAUGUGUUAACGUUUGUGAUUUGACAAAUGACUCAUUCAUAUAAACUCUUGAAUACAGUGACUCUUUAUUUAUGAAGAAACCAGUUGUAUUUUAUCUGUGGUCAAGGUUUUUAUUGUUGUUGUGGUGCAGACUUUGUUGACCACUUUGAAGUGCCUUCUCAUCUGUAUGCAGAUUACACAAGUCAAAAUCUUAUUCUACAUGGUUUUCUCUUUUUGAAAAAUCUGGCUACAGGUUGUGGAACAUAAUUUAUUAAAUUCCCUUUUUACUUAUAUUGCAGUAAAUGCUUGAUAAAUUAUAUAAUGUGCAUGUUUUAAAAUAGUAAUAGCUAAAUUUGUAUUUGUACAAUAGUGUAUAUCUAUUUAAUAUGUUUUUAAUUCUAUGAUUGUCUUCAUGUUUCCAAUGUCAAGUGUUUUCCUUUCUUGUGUAUUGUGUACAUCUUUAUUAUUCUUGGAUGCAAGGCUUGUGAUUACUAUUGCUUCUAUAACCAAGUGUUUGUACAACAACAUGUUGAUGAAAUGACUUCAUGAAUUGUGUGGGACAAAAAGGUGCAGUGAUCUUUUUUUUUUCCUUAUUGCUUUCAAAACACUCUCAGAGAACAAUUCUUAGUUUUGAGAAAAGUCUGAAGAGGAAGAGGAGCUCCUUCAUUGCUGUGAAACAUGGCUCAAGAUGGCACACUGUCCCAUUUAGAAAUGUGUUGCAUGUAUUGGGACUAGGGUGUUGUUAAGCAAUCUAACAUUUUGGUCUUGGAGAAAAGGAUUGUAGUCCCUGAAUUCACUCAGCUCCUAUUUUGUUUAUGAGAGUGGGGGGGAGGGGGUGCAUUUUAAUUAGGAACUAUUGAAUUAAUAAGUUGUAAGUAGCUCUACUACAGAUAUUGUAUAAAAGAGACUGUCAAACCAACCUGUAGCUCAUAGCAAGAACUCUUUUAAUACUGUAUACAUUGUAGAAUUCAAAAACAUCUGCUUCUAUCAGUGCUGUAGACUUUAGCCAAUCUCUUAGACUUAUUCAGUUAAAUCUUUAGUAACUAUUUAUACAUACUAUGUCACAGAGGACUGAGAGGAGCACUACGAUUUGUCCCAUUGACACACAUAAUCAGAGUUCAAAGUCAUCUUAGAGUUGAUUGGCAAUGGCCAUGAAGGGGCACACACAUAAUCAGAGUUCAAAGUCAUCUUAGAGUUGAUUGGCAAUGGCCAUGAAGGGGCACACACAUAAUCAGAGUUCAAAGUCAUCUUAGAGUUGAUUGGCAAUGGCCAUGAAGGGGCGCACAAAAGAAAAUAUGAAAACCGUUUCUUGUACUUAGAUCACUUGUAUUGAUAAACUGGAACAUUCUACGUACUAUUGGUUGUCUGGACAGAGUGUAGGUCCAUCUAAGGAUGCAAUUCUGCUCAUGCAUUAAAAGUAUGCAGUCUGACAGGGUCAUGUGCUUUGACCCAGCCAUCAUGACCAGCCAACUCAAUGCAGUCACAACAAUACUAGAAUGCAGUAGGUUUGUUUUAUGCAACACUUUUCUGAUCUGUUUUUGUCCUCGAAAUGUCUUGUGAAUUCUUGCCUUCAAAGAUGAGAAGACAAAUGGCCUUUUGUUUAAAUUAUGCUAUCCGUUCAUCUUUUUUUAUAUUUGCUUCAAAAGCUUAACCAAUCAUAAGGGCUUUUAAUUUAUUUUACAGGGAAGUGAGGUGUAGGGGUGUAAAUAUGCAUAUAGGUAUGUUGAUAUGCUACAAUUGUAUUUCUUGACAUCUACAGAUUGCAUCAUUACAUCCUUAUAGCUCUGUGUUUUUUUUUCAAAGAUGUAUUUUUUGUGAUUCUCUUGGUUGUGCUUUGUUUCCUAAGUGAUAACAUUGGAGAUUCAAGACUUUAGCAAGAGUUUGUGAAGAGGAGAAUUGCAGUUCUUCUUGUAACUAGGGACUCCCAGUAGCUCAACACUCGGUGACUCCCAGUAGCUCAACACUCGGUGACUCCCAUGGACCUCAUAUCUUCUUUUGUGAACUUUGAAUAUUUAUUUUUAUAAUUGUGUGUCAUCCAUUGGUUUUAUUUCUCCAGCGCCUCACCUUGUAUGAUUUCAUUUUAUUGCUUCCCUGUAUGACUGAAAGUCUUGCACUAAGUUUGUGCAGAAAUUACUUUCAGAGUGCUGGCUUUUUUUUUUUUUUGUCUUUGGAUUAUUCGCUUUGAUAGUUUGUAUUUUUCCCUGAAUUAAUUUUAAAUUUAUUCAAUAAAAAAAACAUUAUUUCAUUU